Torulaspora globosa is the source of this 588-nucleotide messenger RNA. It is a transcript of the gene RSA3, whose product is annotated as Rsa3p. The transcript has a single exon. The record is from RefSeq and is a predicted model, not a curated record. Gene Ontology annotation, cellular component: preribosome, large subunit precursor. Bases 1 to 588 code for a protein of 195 amino acids. Gene Ontology annotation, biological process: ribosomal large subunit assembly. Lineage: Eukaryota; Fungi; Ascomycota; Saccharomycetes; Saccharomycetales; Saccharomycetaceae.
AUGGCUGAAGGUGAAGUCAGAGCAGCGAAAAGUGCUGCCAAAAAAUCCAGAAGGAGAAAGAAGAGAAGAACUGCAGAUGUUUCCGACUCUUCCGAUUCAGAUUCUUGCUCAGAUAAUGACUAUGGGAGAGAGAAUAAUAAGUCUCUAGAAGAAGUGAAAGAGGAGGAUAUCCAGUUAACGGAUGAUGAAGCAAUUGGUGGUCCGGAAGUGAGCAAAGAGACGAGCGUGGAAAAACUCGACGAUGAAGUAAGAGAUCAACUAAAUGCUAUCCCAUUCACUAGGACUGAAUUAACCGAUAGAACUGAUCAUAUCAAAGGCCAAGGGGCAGACCUAGUAAAAGUGAAGAGAACUUUGGAAGAGGACAGGAAGAAACUGAGCUCAGCUUUGGAGGGUCAGAGGACGAGUAGGACUGACGCUGAAAACAAGAACGCAUAUUUAAGCAUUAUGUUUGAAAACUAUGGAGAAGAGAUAAAUUCACUGAGGGAUGCUCCCGAUUUCACGAACAAGUCUCUGGUUAUGCUGGCGAACGUAUUGAAGGAUGGUACGGGAAUGUUUGAUGUAGACACUUUAAAGACGAUAUUGAACUGA